AUGCUUCCGAAGUGGGCAACUCACCCCGCUGGGGGGACGAUGGUGAUUAUGCUGCUAUCUGGCACUGCAUUUAUCAUCGGUCACCACUUCUUUUAUCAGAGCCUUUCGGGAAAACCGCCGCCAAAUGUGGUCUAUUUCAGUGGCUUUGCUGGCGGUUUAUCGGGACAGCAAGUCAAUCUGGCUGCUGGAUUGGCGUUUGCUUUCUUUGCCAGCUCCGCUCUAGGCGUCUUGAUAACGACUGCGGCAAACCAAGCGCUAUGGGUUGCGGUUAGGACAAAACCUUCAAAGCUGGAGGUCAUCGAUAACCUGGCGACUGCAACAACUAAUAUCUGGAAUAUGUUUGACUUCCGACUAUGGAAGAGCAGCCCGAUCAGGAUGACUUUGGUCACCAUCUUCUGGCUUCUAUCUGUCACAUCCUUCAUAACACCAGCUACCCUCAUUAUCAAGUGGUCAAUAACAACGUCCGUCGUAAUGACUAGGGUCCCUCAAGUUGACUUUACCAGUCUGAAUUUUGCCGAAUUACAUUUUUGGCCUAGUCUCUCCCCUGUCUAUGCCUAUCGCAACCCUCAGUAUCCUGUUCUCAAAGUUGUAGCAGAAAGCAUGGUAGGAAGCCGUAUCUUGCCAAUAUCGUCGCCAUACCAAAAUGCUACGUGGCUCUUAAAGUUUCCCGGGCCAGCACUGUCGUGCGAGAGCAUUGAUAAUAGCUCGAUUCUGUACAAGAAUAUUACGAACAAUAUUCUCGUGGCAGGCGAAAAAUAUCAGGAUUAUUCUUUCAAUUAUAUUUCUUGGGUGCCGAAAGUACUGUCGGAUUACUACUCACCACAAAUCAGUUCCUUACCAUUCCCCAACAUAUUAUUGAAUGACAACAACACCAAAUAUGAACCACCUUCUCAAACACUUGGGCCGAUAUUGCCCUGGGGAGCCUCUCUAACACUUUUAAUUGCGGCCCUGCCAGGCAUGCUAAAUAGCUCUUCGAACGGUUACCGCCAAGAUUUUGAUCGAAUCGCCAAUAUGACUGUAACAAGAUGUAUGAUGUAUAACACCUCAUACGUGGCUAAUUUCACAUACAUCGAUAACAUACAGAGCAUUAAUGUUACGACACAAGGUUCAUUCAACAAUAUUACGGCCCAGGAUGCUGUUGCAGGCGCAGUUAUGCUCCAUUACAUGGACACUUUCGCCUAUCAGGCCAUUAUGGACGCUUUUGGGCGCAUGCUCGUGGGAAGUAUCGUUUUUGACUACAGCUCUGAGGGGCAAAUAAUCGACACUCAAAUAGCACUGACACCACUUCUGGACACAAAAGAGUUGAACUUUUUACGACCUCUUUCAAAGAGAAAUACGCUGGAGGAGCUUACAGGUCAAGUCUCUGGGAUCUGGAAUGGGAUUUCUGUCCAGCAAGUGUCGAAUCCAACCGUUCUGCUGGCCGACAUGAUCGAGGAGAUGUUCCGUAAUGUCACAUUAUCCCUGAUUAGCAAUCCCUUGUUACAGCCCAAUUACUCCUCCCCUUACGCACCUCCAGAUAUAGACGUGGCAGUGACAACCUAUGCUUUGGUUUACUCAUACGCAGCCCAAACCCUCUGGCUUGCGUAUGGAAUUGCUCUCGGCAUGACUCUUUUUAGCCUGCUACUCGGAGCUAUCUCAAUCUAUCAUAAUGGUGGCGCCUCAUAUACGACUAAAUUCUCUACGAUACUACGUGCAGCCUACUGUAUCGACUUUUCGGAGCCUAUACGACCUGAAGAUACGGACGGUAAAGACCCAACGCCGCGAUAUAUCAAGAAACUCACGAUUUAUUUCCCGCCGGUCGGAAAGACUGUGCAUUACGACAAGGCGGCGCAAAUCUCGGAAGAGGAAGAGCCGUAG
Molecule: messenger RNA, 1857 nt
Organism: Trichoderma atroviride IMI 206040
Lineage: Eukaryota; Fungi; Ascomycota; Sordariomycetes; Hypocreales; Hypocreaceae
Source: RefSeq, a predicted model, not a curated record